AGAUGAACGUCCUGAGGAGCCUGGCGCAUGUUCAGAGGAAAGCUGAAGAGAAGCGAAGGAGAGACAAGGAGAGGCAAGCACUGCGGGUACAGGAGGGUCUUUCCAUUGCCCAAAGCAGAGCAUCUGCUCUUGACAGACCACUCCCUCAGACCUGUGGACAAGUCGUUCACAAUACCUAUUUGCACGAGGAAUCUGAACAUUGGAGGACUAGAGUCAGAGAAACAUUGGAGCAACUUCGACAAGAACGUACCUUCAUUCUAAGAUCAAAAGGUGAACGAAACAGGGCCAGUUUUAAGGAACUCUUGGACCCUGUGGAAACCAAGGACCUUACUGAUGGGAAGAAUCGGAGUGAACAUUCACAGGAGGUCGGACCCACAGAAAUUCACAUGACACAUUUCCACAACCCACUGUGCUGAAUGGUCUGUUUCAAGUAGGAUUUAGUUGGGGUCUGUGGUCAAAAGAUAGCAAGGAUGUUUCAGCAUCACCAGGACACUAGAUGACCCCAAAUACUCAACUACAGACUGAGGAAUGGAGUCGCAGGCCAAGCCACUUUCCACUGAUAAGGAAAUGUGUGCAGGUAGCCAGUCAGCAGAGCUUUUGACCCGCUAUCAUCCAAAACACCCAGCUCAUUUUCUGCCUCCUCCUCUCUUCAUGUCCUUCAAUUUCCCUGUGCCCACAACCCUAUCAAUGUCAGCCUUGAGUUUACUCACUGACUGUGCAUGUGGAACUCUCCUUGUUUAGAUGAUUCCAAGGAAUAUUUGAAUGGAAAAAAAAUUUCAUUAUCUCAUUCCUAAGUGGCCAGUCAGUUAUUUGCAAUCCCUAGUUCUGCACUUCACCCAAGCAUUUAACCAGUUAUCCUUUCAUCCAGUAAAACUGUAAUGGGUUUCACUGUAAUAUCUCUCAC
Messenger RNA from Mobula hypostoma (lesser devil ray), 904 nucleotides. RefSeq lists its product as uncharacterized. The record is from RefSeq and is a predicted model, not a curated record. NCBI's taxonomy places the organism in Eukaryota, Metazoa, Chordata, Chondrichthyes, Myliobatiformes, Myliobatidae. The transcript is spliced from 4 exons. Bases 3 to 416 code for a protein of 137 amino acids.